CUCCUCAUUUUGACACACAGCACGCAGGAGCAGAUUCGGCAGUCGGAACCACAACUUUUUUUGGGUCACGGCAAAAAGUAAACCAAAAAAAAAACUAUCAAGCUUGGUCGAUUACAACUUCAUGCUUUUCUUCCUAUUCUAGUUCUUUUUUUUUUUUUUGCAAGAGGACUUUUUUUUUUUUUUUUUUUUACUGAGUUUAUUUUAUUCCUGACACCUGUUGAUCGGAGCGCAGCAGUUCGGGUUCGUAUUAAUCUUGACGUUGGACUUCUAAGGACUUCCCGAACCCUCCCUCAGCGGAGACUCGUUCUGAUCACUUCUGCUGGUCAUAAUUGGACUGUUGUGCACGGGAAAAAAAAAGAGGACUUUAAGGCGAUACCUGUCAAAAUAGAGGCACGGCAAUACGUGGGUUUCUGCCUCGCAGUUUCAACACUUUUUUUUUUUUUUGCACCUUUCACAAACUUCUUGGAGGUCACCAAAAGGAUUCGGGCACACAAGGGAAGGGCUCACGAGGCCGCUGUAGUCUGACCGCCCGAGCUCCAGGGCACCGGGGGGAAAUCAGGCAAUCUGGCCCAGCCUCGGUGCCCCUGCUGGGUCUUCCUGCUGAGGGAUUCGGCCUCUCCCAAGGCUCCAGUCAGGUGCCAAAUGAGGCCUGGCGUAUAGCUGAGGCUGCCGAGCGCAGCACUUUCCCCGGCAGCGGGCGGCGAAUCAUGGACCGCAAAGGGGUCGGGGUUCGGCACUUGUUCCUGCUGCUGGUCGCCCUCCUCGCCGGAACCUCGCAGUUGUUAGUGGUGGACGCCAACUCGUGGUGGUCAAUGGCGCUGACCCCCAUUCAGAGGCCCGAGAUGUACAUCAUCGGUGCUCAGCCGCUGUGCACUCAGCUGUCCGGCCUCUCCCAGGGUCAGAGGAAGCUGUGCCAGCUCUACCAAGACCACAUGAUGUACAUCGGAGACGGAGCCAAGACGGGCAUCAAGGAGUGCCAGUACCAGUUUCGACAGAGGAGGUGGAACUGCAGCACAGUGGACAACACGUCCGUUUUUGGACGCGUCAUGCAAAUCGGCUCCAGGGAAACGGCGUUCACCUACGCCAUCAGCGCCGCCGGCGUGGUCAACGCCAUCAGCCGGGCGUGCCGCGAGGGCGAGCUGUCCACCUGCGGCUGCAGCCGGGCGGCGCGGCCCCGCGACCUGCCCCGCGACUGGCUGUGGGGCGGUUGCGGCGACAAUGUGCACUACGGCUACCGAUUCGCCCGCGAGUUCGUGGACGCCCGGGAACGCGAGAAGAACUUCCCCCGCGGCUCGGCCGAGCACUCGCGCACCCUGAUGAACCUGCAGAAUAACGAGGCGGGGCGACAGGCGGUGUACAACCUGGCCAACGUGGCCUGCAAGUGUCACGGCGUGUCGGGUUCGUGCAGUCUGAAGACGUGUUGGCUCCAGCUGGCCGACUUUCGGCGCGUUGGCGAGUUCCUCAAGGAGAAAUACGACAGCGCCGCCGCCAUGCGCAUCGGACGCAGGGGCAAACUAGAGCAAGUGGACAAGCGCUUCAACCCCCCGACCCCGGAGGACCUGGUCUACAUCGACCCCAGCCCGGACUACUGCCUCCACAAUGAAACCACGGGCUCGCUGGGCACGCAGGGCCGCCUGUGCAACAAGACGUCGGAGGGCAUGGACGGCUGCGAGCUGAUGUGCUGCGGCCGCGGCUACGACCAGUUCAAGAUGUACAAGCACGAGCGCUGCCACUGCAAGUUCCACUGGUGCUGCUACGUCAAGUGCAAGCGCUGCACCUCGCUGGUCGACCAGUUCGUCUGUAAAUAACGGCGGGUGUGGCGGGGGGGGGGCGGCAAGUGGUUAGGGGUUCGGGAAUCAGCUGUCAACACGCAAGAUUUGCUAACCGCCGCGCCAGCCGUUUGGAGUCAUUUCCUGUAUGGGCCCUUCCUGCUUUCGUAAACCCAAACCCCCCCUGGCGGAACAACUGGAUCCAAAAUAGGGACACGGGUGACUCCAAUGAAUAAAAUAUAUUACGAAAUAAUAAGUAGACUGUUUAAAAGAGACACUUUGGAUCAUCUCCUUUGAUUCUGGCCUGCAAGAGUUGAACGUGCUGACUGCCGCGCGUUCCCGAAUGCUACGAGACCAAGGAAUGGCUCGGCGAGGAUCGGAGGGAGUCAUUCUUCAAGGCACACUUAGGCGUAGAAAUACUGUAACGAAAAUGGGGACACUCCAUUAAACACUCCAUUUGUCUCCGCGUAACCGGCAGAGAUGCCAGCUGCCACGACCCGACGAGUCGGCGAGCGACGGCGGUUAACGAGGCUUUUGUCCCCGCCUGCCGCCAUCUUUGCCUCAGCCCGGGCGUGACCUUCACGGGCGGGGAAAAGGCGCGAGGGGGCUUACGAAGCGCCAUUAGCGAAGAUUGAUGACGCCGUGGCGAAAGAUACUCUCCUACCCCGACUCCCGUGAAUGCUAACGAGGAGUCAACCGAGCUUGACCGAGACGUCUUCCUUUUUUGGGCCCGUCGCCAUCUCGCUUCCAAAAUUGAUCCUGCUUGACUUUGGUGGAAAAGAAUUGGUAGAUAUGAAGAAUUCAAUCCAGUCUGAUGAUGAUAAGAGACUGGAAAAAAAAAAUGAACGUCUGUGUGUGGCAAAAAAAAAAAAAGGAAGAAAAAAAGAACAGAACGGACUGCGAUUUAUUAUGAGCUACUUUAAAAGAAAAUUAGAUCAUAAGAGAAAGUAUAUAUUUUAUUACUGUCCUGUUUUGUAUGUUUGAUACGUAUUCUUUUGAUAAACUAGUCUUUGGAC
This is a messenger RNA of Hippocampus comes (tiger tail seahorse), 2785 nucleotides long. It is a transcript of the gene wnt5b, whose product is annotated as wingless-type MMTV integration site family, member 5b. Gene Ontology annotation, molecular function: cytokine activity; frizzled binding. The record is from RefSeq and is a predicted model, not a curated record. Lineage: Eukaryota; Metazoa; Chordata; Actinopteri; Syngnathiformes; Syngnathidae. Gene Ontology annotation, cellular component: extracellular region. The transcript is spliced from 8 exons. The coding region runs from base 708 to 1808 and encodes 366 amino acids. Gene Ontology annotation, biological process: canonical Wnt signaling pathway; neuron differentiation; cell fate commitment.